This is a messenger RNA of Trematosphaeria pertusa, 3357 nucleotides long. RefSeq names its product glycosyltransferase family 69 protein. Gene Ontology annotation, molecular function: metal ion transmembrane transporter activity. NCBI's taxonomy places the organism in Eukaryota, Fungi, Ascomycota, Dothideomycetes, Pleosporales, Trematosphaeriaceae. Gene Ontology annotation, cellular component: membrane. Gene Ontology annotation, biological process: metal ion transport; transmembrane transport. The record is from RefSeq and is a predicted model, not a curated record. The coding region runs from base 205 to 3135 and encodes 976 amino acids. The transcript is spliced from 4 exons.
CUUGCUGCGCCCUGUAUCGCGCGUCGGGAACCACAAAGACUGCUUUGUCGCUCACUGUGCUACGGCGGACCAACGCCCAGCCCUCAAAUACCACCUUUCCCCGCGCCGCAUGGCCUCUACCUAGCACGACCGCCCACAGUCUCCAGAUAACCCGUCGCGCUUGCCUCAUGCCGGAGCUCAACGUCUACGAAACCACCACCCCCCAUGUCCCCUAGAACGCACCGAUUCGCGCACGACUACGAGCUUCUGCCGCGCGCCUCCUCCGAGUCCCACGAAGGCGCAAACCUCGAGCGUCAUGUGUCCAAUUCCUCAUGGCUCGGUCGUCUAGGCUUCCCAGACAAGCUCGCGGAUCCCUCUGUCUACGCCCACUAUGUGACGCCCCGCCGGAAGAAGCGAUCGGCGCUGCGGCUGAUAUACUGGAGCCUCUUCUCCAUACCAUACAUCUGCCUGUUUCUCGUCCUCUUCGUCGGUGCCUUUUUCCCCUCCUACACCCACCGACCAGCCCAUUACGACGAGCUGCGCCAGCGGGCGCUCCAGAGCCGCACUCCCGGUCGCGCCAAUAUACGCAACGAGAAGGUCUUCAUAGCAGCUUCCAUCUACGAAGAGGAGGGUGAAUUGUCGUCUGGUGCGUGGGGGAAGUCGAUGCUUGACCUGGUAGACCUGCUAGGUCCGCAAAAUGUCCACCUGAGCGUCUAUGAGAAUGACCCGGACGAGCUUACUCGACAGUCCUUGCUCGAGUUCCGGAAGAAUGCUAAAUGCAACUCUACCAUCGUCUUCGAGGACCUCGAUCUGAGCAGCCUGCCCCGCGUCACCCUGCCCAACGGGAUGACUCGUAUAAAGCGAAUUGCCUUCCUGGCUGAAGUGCGUAACCGAGCCCUGGCGCCCCUGAACACGACCGAUGUCCAGUUCGACCGAAUAAUAUACAUCAAUGAUGUAAAUUUCGACCCCAUCGACGCUGCACAGCUCCUCUUCUCCACAAACGUCGAUUCCGAUGGCCGGGCCAGCUACGGAGCAGCCUGUGCCGUAGACUUCAUCAACGCUUUCAAGUUCUACGACCGAUUCGCGACGCGCGACCUGGAUGGGUACAACAUGGGUAUACCUUUCUAUCCUUGGUUCACAAGCGCUGGCACGGCAACGAGCAGGAAGGAUGUCCUCUCCGGUACGGAUGCCGUCCGAGUUCGGAGUUGCUGGGGAGGUAUGACUGCUUUUGAAGCGAAGUGGUUCCAGGACCAGACAGACUUAGACAGCUCCGCUGCAGCGUCAGCGAGAAACCCGCCUAUUACACCCAAUUCCGAGCUUGCGCCUCUCCGAUUCCGGUACGAGGAGGACACCUUCUGGGACUCCUCGGAAUGCUGUCUCAUCAAUGCAGAUCUUCAGUACAGGCGAAGUGGGCUCGGGAUGCCCUCGGACUCUGCCAUAUACAUGAACCCUUACAUUCGAGUGGCUUACGACACGAAGACACUCUCCUGGCUCUCUCUUUCUCGCCGCCCUGAGCGCCUCUACUCUCUCAUUCACGACUUGCUGAACCACGUCGUCGGCUUUCCCCAGUUCAAUCCAAGGCAAACCGAGGAACCCGGACAGACCGUGACGGAUACAGUCUGGGAGUAUGAUGAUCCGGUUAAGGCCUUCGCUUCGAAUGCCACCGCUGAGGACCUCAGAGGUCAUUGGCAACAAAUAAAAAGAACAGCCAAGCCCGGCGGUUUCUGUGGAGCGUCGAUAAUAUGCGUUGAUCUCAUCAUCCGUCAGCUACCCGGAAAGAGGAACUUUAGGAUAGAGGACAGUAACGCGUUCUUAUCCUCUGGAUUAAGUCUGUCAUUCGGCGUCAUGAUCUUUUCAUCGCUAUACAGCAUGCUCCCAUCGGCAAGGAAUUAUCUUCAAAAGGGGGGAAUGAGCGCAAAAGCUGCAACGUUUACCUUGGUUGGGUGCUUUUUGGUCGGAGCCAUCGGUAUCGCGAUCCUGUCACAGAUUUUGCAUCGGUAUAUUCCGCAUUCGGUGGUUGACUGCGAUCAUGAGCACGGUGACGAAGAGGAGGGAAAAAUGGAAGAUGAAGAGGAUGCACAUGCGCAAUCUCAUUCCAGGCCUAGGAGUAUAGAAGAGCAGAGAGCAGGGCUUCUCCAACUGGACGGAGCGCAAGAUGCCGAGCGCCAUCAGACUUAUACUUCUUAUGGUGGCGUGGUCGAGAACCAUCAUCCAAGGUUUGCGGCGAGGAGGCCGUCUCUGCACACGCAGAUUUCGACAAAGGUCUCGCAGCUUGUCACUGGUUCGAAAGAGUUUUGCGAUGAGAAUGGCCAGUGUUUUGGGUACUCGGAUCCCUGCGGACAGGAAUGCUUUAGGAACGUGCAACACGCGCGGCCACAGCGACUACAUCCAGCCACUGGCAAGGCUCCUACUAGGCCAGUAGGCUCAAGAGCGCAAACCAUGCCGUACGAACGCCAGCCUCUGCUGCAGCAUGUCGAUGAGGAGACCACCUUGGCACCGAUUGCGUCUGGACCAGCGGCCCUGGAAAACUCACACUCAAGCCUACCAUCAAUGAAUGGAAACUCGAUACAGAAACAUCCCAGCUCACAGUCAUUGGCGUCGCAUUCAUCAUCCAACUCGUCGCAUUCCACACACAACCACCACGCACAGCACCAUCACCACGUCCCAACCAAUGUCUUCCUCUCCAUCGGCCUCCAAACUAGUAUCGCGAUUGCGCUUCACAAAAUGCCCGAGGGCUUCAUCACCUACGCCACAAACCAUGCCAACCCGCGUCUGGGCUUCGCCAUAUUUCUCGCCCUCUUCAUCCAUAACAUCACUGAGGGCUUCGCCAUGGCGCUCCCGCUCUACCUCGCCAUCAACUCGCGAUGGAAAGCAAUGUUUUGGUCGGCGUUACUCGGCGGUGUGUCGCAACCACUAGGCGCUGCUAUCGCGGCGCUUUGGUUCAAGAUUGCGAAACGUGGAGCCGGCGAAGGUGCCGGUGAGCCAGGUGAGACAGUGUAUGGAGCUAUGUUCGCGGUGACAGCGGGUAUCAUGGCCAUGGUUAGUGUGCAGCUUUUGGGGGAGAGCUUGGAUUUGACGCAUUCGAGGCGGUUGUGCUUCGCGAGUGCGUUCAUUGGCAUGGGUAUCUUGGGGUUGAGUAGCGCGCUCACGGCGUGACACGUACAUAGGUGGACUUGCAUUCGUAUAUAGUCGCUGUAUUGAUAUAUUUUUUCGCUUGUGGGUCGAAGCAGUUCCCGUCGUUUGAAACUUGACGUAUGAUCUGGGGAAAGAGGAAAGUAGUUGCAAUGGAUCAUAAAGUCUCGCAAGGCUCUGCUCGUCCACGGCACGUAACAACACAUGACCCGUCGGCAUAACCGACUCCAAGCAAUGCAUCCACUC